AUGUCCGACCCUAGACUCGUUGAUAUGGAACCUGGCGGAGAAAGCACCCAAUAUGAGUCUAUCCGCGAAUUUACAAAGAGUCCCCCCAGGGCGACCGGACAACUAGGUGGCGGCGGUGAGCACUCUAAGAGCCAAGAGAGCCCCAGUCUAGGAACGCAUACUCCAGCUUCGACCAAUGACGAUGAUAUCCAAGCACAGAAGCUAGGAAUGGGAGUAAUCACCGAGCCCAGUAAAGAUAAACAGAAACAUGGCGUGGACGAGGAAGCGGCCAGGACCCGCAGAGCGCAGGGAUAUGGGCCUGGGUCUGGUGUCGGGGCUUAA
This is a messenger RNA of Penicillium bovifimosum, 321 nucleotides long. RefSeq lists its product as uncharacterized. NCBI's taxonomy places the organism in Eukaryota, Fungi, Ascomycota, Eurotiomycetes, Eurotiales, Aspergillaceae. The record is from RefSeq and is a predicted model, not a curated record. Bases 1 to 321 code for a protein of 106 amino acids. The transcript is spliced from 4 exons.